UCGUUUCCCCACCAUUUCUAGCGCAUCAAACUCUCUCCUUGCCCUUCAUUCUCUCUUCCAAGCAUUUCGUCCAACACCUUUUCAAAAAGAAAAUAUUUCGCUUUCCCUAACAUGGCCAGACCACAACAACGCUAUCGAGGAGUCCGACAAAGGCACUGGGGCUCUUGGGUCUCCGAGAUACGCCACCCAUUGUUGAAGAUAAGGAUUUGGUUAGGCACAUUCGAAACAGCGCACGACGCAGCGCGAGCCUACGAUGAGGCUGCAAGGUUAAUGUGUGGACCGAGAGCAAGAACCAACUUCCCUUACAACCCAAAUGCGUCACAAUCGUCAUCUUCAAAGCUUCUCUCGGCAACAUUGACAGCAAAACUGCGCAAGUGUUAUAUGGCCUCACUUCAAAUGACCAAGCAAUCAGCGCACGAACAGCCGGAAAAGACACCAUCUUCACACGCUAUCACCACCAAUGCGAUUUCUGUGAAGGGUGGUGAAAUGGGUGCACUGCCAUUGCCAGAGAACAAAGUAAUGCCAGUUCAAGUGGAGAGUACUCAACAAUUUAAGCCACUUGAAGAGGAUCACAUUGACCAAAUGAUCGAGGAACUGCUGGAUGAUGGUUCAAUUGAGUUAUGCUCUGCUGCACCACCCCAGGCUCUGUAAACUGUAAUGUCUCUGCUAAUGCAGACAGAGCAUUUGCUAAUUUAACCCAUUUUUAUUCAUCAUUGGCAGGGCUCAUUCAAGAGUAAUAUUAGAAGUUUAGAACCCAAUUUCAGUCCUAAAACUAUGUUCUAAGUUAGCAGAUUUAUGCUCCUUUUAAUGUACAGUAAAUCAUGUGAUAUAUCAUAAUCUUAUGUGCUUCUCCGUUUCAAUAUUGGGUUAGCUUUUCA
Messenger RNA from Tripterygium wilfordii, 878 nucleotides. RefSeq names its product ethylene-responsive transcription factor ERF003-like. The record is from RefSeq and is a predicted model, not a curated record. NCBI's taxonomy places the organism in Eukaryota, Viridiplantae, Streptophyta, Magnoliopsida, Celastrales, Celastraceae. Gene Ontology annotation, biological process: regulation of DNA-templated transcription. The coding region runs from base 112 to 651 and encodes 179 amino acids. Gene Ontology annotation, molecular function: DNA-binding transcription factor activity; DNA binding. The transcript has 2 exons.